AUCGCCGGUGCACUGUGUCCCUCGGACACAGCGGAUCACGGAAAGAGCCGAAGAUGUCGGCUAGGUCAUGUGAUCAGCUGUGUCCAAUCACAACUGAUCACAUGGGACAUGUACACUGAUCAUCAGGGCACUGAUGAUCAGUGUGCCCUGAUGAUCAUUGUGGCCCCAGAAGUGCCACCAGUCAGUGUCCAUCAGUGCCAGCAGUCAGUGCUCAUCAGUGCCACGUGCCAGUUCCCAUCAGUGCCACAUCAAUGCCACAUAUCAGUGCAUACUAGUGCACAUCAAUGCCACCUAUUAGUGCCCAUCUGAGCUGCCUUUCAAUGUCACCCAUCAGUGCCAGUCAGUGCCACCUAUCAAUG
Staurois parvus is the source of this 359-nucleotide messenger RNA. The record is from the annotation of a GenBank genome assembly. NCBI's taxonomy places the organism in Eukaryota, Metazoa, Chordata, Amphibia, Anura, Ranidae.